This is a messenger RNA of Gastrolobium bilobum, 807 nucleotides long. RefSeq lists its product as uncharacterized. NCBI's taxonomy places the organism in Eukaryota, Viridiplantae, Streptophyta, Magnoliopsida, Fabales, Fabaceae. The transcript has a single exon. The coding region runs from base 1 to 807 and encodes 268 amino acids. The record is from RefSeq and is a predicted model, not a curated record.
AUGCCUAGUGAUACUGUGGUUAAUCCAAGAGAGUACUGUAAUGCAAUCACCACUCGAAGUGGGAAGGUGAUUGAACCUCAAGAUAAGCCAGCCAAGGUAGACAAAGAAGUGCCAAAGAAGGAGGAGACACAAGAGGAGGAUACUAAGAAAGAAGAGGCUCCUAAUUAUGAUGAUGUAACUUACUUUGGAGGAGCAAUCAAUCGUAAUAAGAAAACUACAAACAAACUUCCAUCAGGAUUCAGUCAACCAAAUCCUUAUGCAAAAGCCCCAUACCCUCUUCGGCAAAAGCAAGAUAAAGAGAAGCAGCAAUACUCGAAGUUUAUGGAGAUGUUUAAAAAGCUGCAAAUUAACAUUCCAUUCUCCGAAGCUCUAGAGAACAUGCCUCUUUAUGCUAAAUUCAUGAAGGGUCUCUUGUCAAACAAACAUAAGCUCAGAGGGAUGGAAACUGUGGCUUUAACUGAAGAAAGUAGUGAUGUGAUCAAAAAGGGGUUGCCGUCUAAAGUCAAAGACCCAGGGAGAUUUAGUAUCCCUUGUACCAUCGAAAAUGUUAAAGUAGGAAGAGCUCUAUGUGAUCUGGGAGCCAGUGUCAACUUGAUGCCUCUUUCUUUUGCACGAUCUUUGGGGAUAAUGAAGAUGAAAUCUACCUUGAUGUCUCUCCAAUUUGCUGAUAGAUCCAUCAAAAGGCCGGAAGGAGUGCUAGAAGAUGUCCUUGUGGAGGUAAAUGAUUAUAUAUUUCCAGCUGAUUUUGUUGUACUUAAUAUGGAGGAAGAUGACAACAUGCCUCUCAUCUUGGAGAGACAUUCUUAG